This is a messenger RNA of Colias croceus (clouded yellow), 648 nucleotides long. RefSeq lists its product as uncharacterized. The record is from RefSeq and is a predicted model, not a curated record. The transcript has a single exon. NCBI's taxonomy places the organism in Eukaryota, Metazoa, Arthropoda, Insecta, Lepidoptera, Pieridae. Bases 1 to 648 code for a protein of 215 amino acids.
AUGCGCACUGAGGGAACAAAUCAGCAACCGCUGACGCUGGGACCAGAGCAAAUAAAGCGUGUCCAGCAAUUCACGUAUCUUGGCAGUGUUGUGUCCAAUGCUGGAGGUACCGAAGAGGACAUCACUUCGAGAAUCGCCAAAGCUAGGGCAACCUUCGCGCAGCUACGUCCCAUAUGGCAGUCGGAAGUGCUAACACGUGGAGUGAAAUUUAAAAUAUUUCGCUCCAACGUUAAGAGUGUCCUCUUAUAUGGGAGUGAAACGUGGAGAGUCACCAAAGAUAUCUCGCAGAAGAUUCAGGUCUUUGUCAACCGCUGCCUCCGACAAAUUCUGAGAAUUCACUGGCCUGAAAAGAUCUCCAAUGACCAACUAUUUGAACGCUGCCACGAGACACCGAUUUUCCUCCAAAUCUUACGCCGUAAAUGGACAUGGAUUGGUGACACUCUUAGAAGGGACACCUUACAUAUAUCCAGGCAAGCCCUGGAGUGGACUCCGCAAGGAAAAAGAAAGCGUGGCCGUCCUAGACAAUCCUGGCGUCGUUCCGUGGCAGCGGAGGCUAGGGCGAUUGGUUUGACGUGGCCGGAGCUGAAGAGCGUAGCCCAAGACCGAACGCGAUGGCGGCGCACUGUGGACGCCCUCUGCCCCACAUAG